AUGCCGCCCACUAGAAAGACUAAGAAGGAUGGAAGAAAGAGGACAUUCUCAUUGGUGUCCAGCAAUAAUGGUGCACCAGCUGGAUCCGUCGCAAGCUCGAAGACUGUCGACAGUUCACCUUCACAGGCCAACGGAUCUAGUCAAGCCCUAAAGCCGGCUGCUGUUCCUGAGAAUCCACCACAGAAACCCGCAGAGCCGGCCAAGAGCGUGCCUAAUGUCUUUGAAUUCCUGGAAGAGAAUGAAUCUUCGUCGGACUCAUCGUCCUCGUCUGAGUCCUCGUCCGAAUCCGAGGAGGAGCCAGAACCUCCACGCCCUGUAAGGACCAGCACGAAGAUCCAGUCUCCCAAACCACGUUCAAACACCGUCCCGCAUGGCGUUUUGGUAUCAGGAGGCAAUACCCCAAAGAAAGCUACGCAAUCCUCUCCACUAGGGUCCAAAAAUCCAGAACCGCAAAAGCCCCAGGCCACACCUGCUACAAGCAAUCAGUUGGUCUCCCGCAAGAAACAGCCUGCCAGAAAGCCAAGCCCAAUCUCAACCGGAGACAUGUCCCCUCCAGCAAAAGACCAUCUAGCACUGUCUCGCCCACAAACAUACUAUGAACCAUCCAGAGACGACGGUAUCCACAGACCACCGCUACCACCAUCUCCCCCAAGAAGCCCAGAGGAUAGUCUCCACCGCACCACACCAACCAAAAGAAGAGACUCGAGUGCCUCGCAGGUCUCAUCCGGAUAUGGGCUCCUAGCCUCGCAGCUGACAAAAUCCGCCUCCGAAGAAACCGGCGCCUUCCCACCCCUCUACCGCCGCUUCGAAACCGUCAACCACCGCGUCCUCCUCCACCUCCAAGACGAAAUCUCUCAGAUGGAAGAAGACCUACAUACUCUAGAUGAAUACGAGGAACUGCAUCGAAUCGGCACAGCCGAACAAGAAGGCACGAAGCCAUUACCAGCCUCACGCCGCCGCGAUGCCCAGGCCCAGGUCUACUCAUCUCUACAUUACCGCCGCAUGGAUUUAAUGAGUGCGUUGAUCCAGAAGACAGAGCAAUAUAACACCGCCCUCAUAGCCUACAGCAAAGUCCUAAAAACCCUUCCCCCCGCCUCAAACCACGACAUAACCAGCUACCGCACCUGGAUGAGAGAGAACAAGCCCAUAGCCGGCAUCGAAACCCGCUUCCUAAUCCACGACACCGACCUCGUCUCUCUAACACCCCGUCUCGCCCCUUCCACCACAACGGCUCCAGUCUACAUCGCCAUCAUCAUCGCCUCCUGUGCCCUCCUCCUGCCACUGCUGGCCUUCAGCAUGAUUUCCGAGUUCUCGGGCCGUCUCGUUGUCGUCACGGUUGUUGGUGGUGCUGCUUCGGCUAUUGCGGCGAAUUACUCGGCUGGUAUUGAUAGAUUGGUUGAUUCGAAAGAUGGGUGGAGAUGUGCUAUGAUAUAUUUUGGGUUCAUGACUUUGGCCGCUAUGUUCAUUCCUUAG
This is a messenger RNA of Penicillium bovifimosum, 1473 nucleotides long. RefSeq lists its product as uncharacterized. The transcript is spliced from 3 exons. The record is from RefSeq and is a predicted model, not a curated record. The coding region runs from base 1 to 1473 and encodes 490 amino acids. Lineage: Eukaryota; Fungi; Ascomycota; Eurotiomycetes; Eurotiales; Aspergillaceae.